Messenger RNA from Gigantopelta aegis, 1634 nucleotides. RefSeq names its product gastrin/cholecystokinin type B receptor-like. Gene Ontology annotation, molecular function: neuropeptide receptor activity. The transcript has 2 exons. Gene Ontology annotation, biological process: neuropeptide signaling pathway. Gene Ontology annotation, cellular component: membrane. The coding region runs from base 120 to 1445 and encodes 441 amino acids. The record is from RefSeq and is a predicted model, not a curated record. NCBI's taxonomy places the organism in Eukaryota, Metazoa, Mollusca, Gastropoda, Neomphalida, Peltospiridae.
CAACAACGUCGUGAGUAGCAGUCCGUACCAAGCGUUCAACACGACUGCAGUAUUCUAAUAACUGUCAAUAUUUGACAAAUCAACUAAUUAGUGAGCGUGUGAUAAUUAAACACCAAGUGAUGGCGAUUGAUCCUAGAAUUACAUCAACAUCCAAUUUUGGCAUUGAAAGUACCGUUGCUUCCAUAUCCACCACAAUAAGAAACGUCUCCACCGUUACUAAUGAUCCAAAUAAAGUGAGGUUUAUGCCACACAGAUACGUGGAGGAAAUCAACAACAAAGAAGCAUUAAAACUCAUUAUUCCAAUCAUCUUCACAGCCAUAAUGAUGGUCAUUGGCGUUAUUGGAAACUCGCUAGUCAUUUAUAUAUACAACUUCCGGUGGCACAAAACGACCACAAAGCUUUUCGUGACGACGCUCGCAAUUCUGGAUCUGGUCAACUGCGUCAUUACCAUGCCGACGGAAAUUGUUGUUCUGCGUAAUUUCUACUACCUGGAUGCUCCAGGCUUCUGUAGACUGUCGCGAUUUUCCACCUUUUGGAUGAACAACAAUUCUGCCGUGGUUCUACUGAUCAUUUCCAUCGACCGAUUCAUCAAGAUAUGCUUGCCAACCCGCCAGUCGUUUUCGUACAGAGCUGCAAAAAUCGCCUGUGUACUCUCUGUGCUGGUUGGGCUGGCCGUGUCCUGGCCCGGGUUGGUCCUCUACGGAAACUACGUCGUGUUAAUUCCCACAAAGCACGGCGUGAUGAAGUUCAUCAUGUGCAACGUUCAAAAUCACAUGACUGACACGUGGUACCCGUUUGCUUACUACAUCUACUUGUGGGUCGGUUUCCUCUCGACGGCGCUCGUUAUGGUCAUUCUUUACGUACUUAUUGGAGUGCAGAUCUGGGGUAGAAAGGCGAGAACGGACAAGCGAUCCAACUCUGCCCAGCUAACAACGUUCCAGUUCAAGCAUAAACCACCACACGUGCUCCCUGGGACGGGAAAGGCGGACAGCAUGGACAACAUUACUAGCAGCUCAACUGAGACAAGUCCCAGCGCAGACCAAACCAGUCCGUCGGAGCUUUCAAACGAUGACGUGUUCCAUCCUCCGGAAAAACCCGAACCGUCACGAACAAAAAAAGGUCAGCCUCGUGGUCGAUUGGGAACGCUGCCGUCAUUAAAAAUCAGCAAAUCUGGAAUACAGGCAGGGAAGGCAACUCUGAUGCUAUUUGUCAUCACGUUGGUGUAUAUAAUCAGUUUCCUACCUUUCUUGGUGAUAACGGUAAUGCGAACUCUGAGCGGACCACUGUGGUACGGACAGCUUUCUGACACGGAGAAAGUGGUCGUAAACCUGUUUCUGCGAUCAUACCUCAUCAGCAACACGGCCAAUCCCCUAAUAUACGGGUUCUGUAAUGCACAGUUCCGUCGCGAAUGUGUACGUCUUUUCCACAGACUAACGUGUCGUUAAUAACCGUGAAACAAACUGAACUCUUUAAAUAUAAUAGAUGCAUUAUUUUCUUAUAUCCAAUUAAGGUUCAAGUACGCUGUCCUGGGCACACACCUCAACUAUCUGGGCUGCGAGUUGUCAGUGUGAGAGAGAGAGAGAGAGAGAGAGAGAGAGAGAGAGAGAGAGAGAGAGAGAGAGAGAGAGAGAGAG